This is a messenger RNA of Propithecus coquereli (Coquerel's sifaka), 1947 nucleotides long. It is a transcript of the gene CAPN13, whose product is annotated as calpain 13. NCBI's taxonomy places the organism in Eukaryota, Metazoa, Chordata, Mammalia, Primates, Indriidae. Gene Ontology annotation, cellular component: cytoplasm. Gene Ontology annotation, molecular function: calcium-dependent cysteine-type endopeptidase activity. Gene Ontology annotation, biological process: proteolysis. The transcript has 20 exons. The record is from RefSeq and is a predicted model, not a curated record. The coding region runs from base 1 to 1947 and encodes 648 amino acids.
AUGGCGCAUAACCAGGAGCUGUUAGCAGAGACCAACGUUAUCAAGUUCAAAGACCAGGACUUUAACUCCUUGCGGGAUCAUUGCCUAAGCAGGGGCUGGCUCUUUGAGGAUGAGACGUUCCCUCCCAUGGCUUCUUCCAUAGGCCAGAAGCUGCUCCAGGAAAAACAUCUCUCCAAUCUGGAGUGGAAGCGGCCCCAGGUGAACAUCAGCUGUAAAAUUAGCGAGACACUGCAGGACAACAUUCAAACCACCCUGACUCCCCCACCCCAGCAGAUGGCCACUGACUCCACCUUGGAGCAAGGCACAUGCUCGGCUCUCUUCCAGUUCUGGCAGUGUGGCCAGUGGGUGGAAGUGGUGAUUGACGACCGCCUGCCUGCCAUGGGCAAAGAAUGCCUCUUUGUGCGUCCUCGAAAAGACAACCAAGAGUUCUGGCCCUGCCUGCUGGAGAAAGCCUACGCCAAGCUGCUCGGAUCCUAUUCCCACCUGCACCAAGGCUACCUCCCGGACGCCCUGGUGGACCUCACAGGAGGUGUGGUCAGCAAGAUCAACCUGCGCUCCUCCCCUUCCCACCUGCUGACGGUGGUGAAGACAGCAGCCACGGAAGGCUCCCUGAUGACCUGUUCCACCCCAAAGCGGCCCACAGUCGAGGAGGAGGUGAUGGCGAACGGGCUGGUGAGUCAGCAUGCCUACACCGUGACCCGGGCCGAACAGAUUCAGUACAGAAGGGGCCAGGAGGAAAUUAUCUGCCUGUGGAACCCCUGGGGCAAAACCGAAUGGAGAGGGCGCUGGAGUGAUGGGUCUCGGAAGUGGCAGGAAACCAGUGACCCACGGAAAAGCCAGCUGUAUGAAAACAAGGAAGAUGGCGAGUUUUGGAUAUCAUGCCAAGAUUUCCAAGAGAAUUUCUCCUGCCUGUUUAUAUGUGCCCAAACUCCAAUCACCCUAGACCAUGGAAACAUGCUCCAUGAAAGAUGGUCCCCAAAGGUGUUUAUGAAUCAAGUGAUCCUGAGAAACGCUGCAGGAGGACCUCAGAGUGAUGCUCAGUACCCCUUCUCCGUGCAAGAGCACACCGAAGGCACCAACGUUGUCGUGUCUUUCACAGUCACUGGCAUGCUACCAAAUGUGGAAGCAGAAGACGAGGAAUUUCCACUAGAUUUCCAGGUGCUCAAGCUCCCACGGUUCCAGCAGUUCCAGGAGAGUCUGCCGCCCACGUUUUAUUCCCCAUUCAGAAAUGCUGUCCAGGGUAUAAAUUAUCAAACCAAGCACAACUUCACAACAUCCUUCCACCUGAGCCCCGGUACCUAUGUCGUGGUCCCUAAAACACAGAGAGAUGCAGCUGAGUUCUUGCUCCGAAUCUUCCUGAAAACGCCAGACAAUGACAGGAGCCUGAGAAGCAAUUUCAGCCUCAGAGCACCGAAGGAAAGUCUUUCAGAGACUCGCUCCCAGCAAAGCAUUUUCUACAGAUACGCUCAGCAGGGGCUGGACAUAGAUGCCACCCAGCUCCAGAGCCUGCUCAACCAGGAAUUCCUGACAGGACCCCCCGGGGACACGUUCUCCUUGGACGAGUGCCGCAGCAUCCUGGCCCUGAUGGACCUGCAAGUGAAUGGGCGGCUCAACCAAGAGGAUUUCACGAGACUAUGGAGGCGCCUUGUCACCUGCCAGCGUGUUUUCCAGAACACCCAGAAGAGCCUUGGAGUCCUCCUGAGCUCAGACUUGGGGACAGCCGUAGCGAAUACAGACUUCCUUGCAGGGAUCUCCAUCAGCGAUGAGCUGCUGGGUCUCAUGACCCUCCGGUACAGCAACAGGGCCCACAGGGUCAGCUUCCCCAGCCUGGUCUGCUUCCUGAUGCGGCUGGAAGCCAUGGCAAAGACUUUCCGUAACCUCUCCAAGGAUGGAAAAGGACUCUACCUGACAGAGAAGGAGUGGAUGAACCUGGUCAUGUACAACUGA